AGCCGUCCGGCCCGGGGUUUAAAACUGCGUGACACGCAACGAGCGUGGCGGCCAUCUUCGUCUUCUGGGCUCGUCCGCUGAGCGGGUUAGGACUGAGAAGGAGCGUUGCGCAAGCGCGUCCAAGACGGUCACAGGUAACUCCCAUUUGACGGGCGAGGCGUCGCCGUCGUCGCCGGAAGUUUGGCGUUUUUGCGCCGCUGGAGAGGCGGCGGUCGCGGCAGAAGCAGCUGAGUGUCUCUUGAUACCCGGAUGUGAGGCGAUCUGCGGGCUUGCGGUGGACUCUCGGCGAGGAGUGAGGAAGGUGCUGUGUAAUAUGUUAAGAGGAUAUUAUAAGGAAUGAUUUUGUCAAAUUUUCCUGAGUUAUGGUGGCUGAAAGAUCAGUUUUGUCUUGUUGGAAAAGAACUAAAUGGCAGCACAAAAGGAAAUCUAUGUUAAUAGAGUAUUUUAUUAAACGAAAGAGGUUAGGUAAGAACUUUACACCAACACACUCAGCAAAGAAGGAAAGAAACGUGUUAGCUAUAAGACAUGUUUCACAUGAAUCAAAGUCGAGUAACUGUAGCUGUAGAUUUCAGAAGAAAAAGGUUUUCAAAAACUUUGUCAUAUCGAGUCAGUGAUCAAUAAUUUUUCCAGUGAUAGCACUAGGCCUGAAAACCAAUAUUAACUGAAAAAUUAACAAAAGAAAUUGAACCUGAAUUAAGUUUUUUUCACAAAAAGUUCUAAAAAUACCAAAUUAGAAUUAAAUUUUCCUCAAAUUUUUUAUUGCCUUGUUCAGAGUAAAGCAAAUAUCUUUCAGCCUUCAUGCCAGCUUUUCUCAUGUCCAAGGAAUGACAGAAACUUUACUUGAAGCAAACUAGUAUUUUUGUUGAAAAUGUACAUCAGCAUCAAAAUCAAUUUUUAAGACCUCCUCAGUUAAUAAUACUAGACAUUCAGCAUUCGCAUCUACCAGGACAAAUAAUUGUCUCAAAAACUACUCAGAAAAGGAGGACCCUACUCAGGAAUGAUGUCCAUUCAGGAGAACUCAAAAGAAAAUUCCUCCAGUGUUACUAAAAAAAGUGAAGAUAAGAAUCUAGAAACACAAAUUGAAGGUUCUCAAAAGAAUCUAGCAAAAAAAUCGGGUCCAAAGGAAUCUAUAAAGUCACUGGUUAAGUCUUCCAGUGAAAGUAAAAUAAAUCAGCCUGAAUUAGGAACAUGCAUGAGUACAAGGUCAGCAAAGGCAGCAUCCAAUGAUAAAAAAGCUAGUAAAUCCAUUACUAAAAGUAUGGUGACUGUGAAAGAACAUUCACAACAGGAAUCUACAAAAAAGAAGAAGUCAUCUCAGAAAAAAUCAGUGCAUGAAACUCCUAAAUCAGAUGAACAGCUUAAUCGGAGAUCACAAAGACUACAACAGCUAACAGAGGUUUCAACAAGGUCUCUACGUAGUAGAGAAAUUCAGGGUCAAAUUCAAGCAGUUAAACAGAGUUUGCCACUACCAAGAAAAGAACACUGUAGCAAUACUCAAAGUAAAUCUAAUAGAGUUAAAACAAGUCAAAAACAUGUGAAAAGAAAAGUAUUGGAAAUAAAGUCUGACUCUAAAGAGGUCGAAAAUCCAGUAAUUCAUGAAGUAAUAAAUUCUCCCAAAGGGAAAAAACGGAAAGUAGAGCAUCAGACAGUACAUACCUAUAGUUCUCAGUGUACAAAAGGAUCUGGAAAGUGUCUUGAGAAGAAUACUAGAAAAGAGGAAACAAAAUCUGUGCCUGUAACUUCUGAGAUAAAAAGAUCAAAAAUGGCUACUUCAGUUGUCUCUAAGAAGAAUGAGAUGAAGAAGUCAGUUCUUACACAAAUGAAUACUAGUGCAAAAUCCCAAAAAAGUCCACAGCCAUCAGUGCCUGAACUAACUGUAGAUAAUGAGCUGGAGCAAGCAGGAAAGAGCAAACGAGGUAGCAUUCUCCAGCUUUGUGAAGAAAUUGCUGGUGAAAUUGAGUCAGAUACUGUAGAAGUAAAAAAAGAAUCUUUAGAAGUGGAAAGUGGAAAGGAAGAGAAGCCUACAGAAAUAAAAUUGGAAGAGACUGACCUUGAGAGACAAAUACUUCAUCAGAAGGAAACAAAUAAGGAUGUUCAGUGUAAUCGUUUCUUCCCCAGUAGAAAAACAAAGCCUGUGAAAUGUAUACUAAAUGGAAUAAAUAGGUCAACUAAAAAGAAUUCCAACUGGACUAAAAUUAAGCUCUCAAAAUUUGACUCUGUGCAGCAAAAUAAGUUGGAUUCUCAAGUUGCCCCUAAGUUGGACUUAAUACGAACCAGAUUUUCACUACCAGCAUUAGAAAUGCAUCAUACAGUGACUCAAAGUACAUUUAUAGAGACAAAACCACAUCGUGAUAAAAAUACAGCUUGUCAGCAGGACGAAGUGAGAGAAAUAAAUUUUGAAGAAGUUAAAAUUAAUGAUAUUGAAGUUGAAAUUAAUAAAACCAUAGAAAAGGCUCCUGAAAAUUGUCAUUUGGAUAAUCAGAUAAAACCACCUCCUGAUCCACCAUUGGAUAACCACAUGAAAGAUUCUUUUGAAUCAACACCAGAUAAGAAUUUCAGCAGAUGUUUGGAAUACAAGCUUGAAAACAAUCCAGUGGAAAAUACCACUGCUGUAUCAACUCUGCUCAGUCAAGCAAAAAUUGAUACUGGGGAGAGUAAAUUUCCAGGUUCAGCUUCCAAACAGCACAGUGUACUCAAUAACCAGACAUCCAAGACCAGUGAUAACAGGGAGACGCCACCAAAUCAUUUUUGGCCUAAGUGUAAUUCCCAUUUGGAGAUAACAAUUCCAAAGGACUUAAAACUCAAAGAAGCAGAAAAAGCUGAUGAAAAACAGUUGAUCAUAGAUGCAGGACAAAAAAGAUUUGGAGCAGUUUCCUGUAAUGUUUGUGGCAUGCUUUACACAGCCUCAAAUCCAGAAGAUGAGACACAACAUCUGCUCUUCCACAACCAGUUUAUAAGUGCUGUAAAAUACGUGGGAUGGAAAAAAGAAAGAAUUCUGGCUGAAUAUCCUGAUGGCAGGAUAAUAAUGGUUCUUCCUGAAGACCCAAAGUAUGCCCUGAAAAAGGUUGACGAGAUUAGAGAGAUGGUUGAUAAUGAUUUAGGUUUCCAACAGGCUCCAUUAAUGUGCUAUUCCAGAACUAAAACACUUCUCUUUAUUUCUAAUGACAAAAAAGUAGUUGGCUGCCUAAUUGCAGAACACAUCCAGUGGGGCUAUAGAGUUAUAGAAGAGAAACUUCCAGUUAUCAGAUCAGAAGAAGAAAAAGUCAGAUUUGAAAGGCAGAAAGCCUGGUGCUGUUCUACAUUGCCAGAGCCUGCAAUCUGUGGCAUCAGUCGAAUAUGGGUGUUCAGCAUGAUGCGUCGGAAGAAAAUUGCUUCUCGAAUGAUUGAAUGCCUGAGGAGUAACUUUAUAUAUGGCUCAUAUUUGAGUAAAGAAGAAAUUGCUUUCUCAGAUCCUACUCCUGAUGGAAAACUGUUUGCAACACAGUACUGUGGCACUGUCUCAAGGAAGAGCACGAGAGAAGGCGUGUCCCAGGUGAGAGAACCAGAAAGGAGUGAUGGAAGCCAAGGGAAGAGUUGGAAGAAUCAAAGAAUGGUCAACACUGUUGAAACUGAAAGCUGAAGAGUGACGUGGUCUCUACAGAGUUGUGGGGGCAGUAGUGGAUACAGGUUAAACGGUAUUUAAGAGAUCACAAUCGUUUGAAUUUUCAGAGCACAGGCCUAAGUAAUACGGAGUACCUGCAUCUAAAGUAACUACUUUAAAAAAUGUUCUCAAGACUGUGAAGCCAUAAAGCCAGAAGAAUCCUGGAGAGGCCAUCUGCCCCAGGUACAACUAUUUAGAAUUAUUCAAGUAUUUUAUUUGCCCUAUAUAGUAAAUAUUAUUGGAAUAUUGCACAAACAGUGGGUUUCUUGAUACCAUCUGCAGUAGGCCCUUUCAACAAAACAGGAACAAGUGAAGUACAUUCAUACUAAAUAAACCUGCUUCAAACAUACCUCUUUGCCAAAAAUUCUGCUGUACUAAAAUUAAGGAAUAUUGUUAAAGCAUAUGUAAGGCAGAUCCUCUUGGAAGGACAAUUAAAAAUGGGGUUUUAAAAAGAGUUCUUCAUUUCAAAAUACACUGAAAGCAUCAUAAGUAACUGUAUUAAAAUCAAGAGAUCUGCAAACCAUUUUCAGAUGAGUAUGUCCCAUCUUUUCACUAGCUGUAAACUCCUUGGUAUCACAGCUAAUAAUAAAGCUGGUCACUUAACACUUAAUUGUUCUAAGUAAAUGUAGGCUUAGUAAGUAGGCUCCCCUCAGUUUCAGGUCACAAGUAAGAUACUGGUUCAAGUAAAAUGGCAAGUGGGAAUAAAGUACUACAUAUGUGCUAAUGAGAAAAAUGUUGAGGUUAUUUAAUGAUGAGAACUGGAGUGAUUUUAAUGAAUAAACUUCCUAGACUUAGUUUGUUCUUGAGUAUUUUCUAGAACUGUACUUGAGAUAUCUGCAGAAACUUAAACCUCCUAUUGUUGAUAUUGAAUACCCCCUGCUGAUUUUAAUGUCAGAGACUUUUAAUGGAAUCUUCCUGACUUCUUACCACAGAGUAACUGGGAGGAGUCAGUUCUCUCUCUCUCUCUGGCUCUGCUUCUCAUUUCAGUAAUUUCUGUGUUGUUGUCAGUAAAAGGCAGUCAAUGUUCACUCAGUGUAUCUUAAAAAGAAAGCUUUGCUUGAGUCCCUGAAACGGAGGAAACCAGUUCCGCCCCGCACAAACCCUUAACCUGACGCUUUGCUGGUGCCAACUGCCUAAUUCCACCCAAGCAGGGCGGGGGUGGGGCGACUGCUAAAAGUGUCUCGGUUGGCUCAGCUACUGAAUCAGGUUCUCCUUGUACAAGACUAAUCACUGUUCCAUAUUCUCACAGACAUGGUGUGCUUAGAGACUGGAAACAUUUUUAAAGAAUGGAGAAAGAAAGGAAGUUAAGGAGAAGCUGCAAUUUAUGCACACAGUGCCUUCUCUGCAUUUACUGAUUUGCUUGUUCAGUUUAAAUAGUAAACUUUUUAACUCCUGUGGAAAUUUUGCCAAAAGUUUCAAUACAUAUAAGAUUAUAAAUCUUAAACUAACACUGACAGAGAAAGACAAAGCUACUUCUUUUUUUAAAAUACAAAUAUCUUCUACAUUCUAUCAUUUCAAGACCCCUGAGUAGUACUGUACCAAAGUACAGAUCUGAAGAGAAACUGAGGGUUCAGGCCUCGAACGUUAAUCUUCAAUUAAUCCCACACCAUUGGUGCACAUCCCACGUAACUCCUUCAGGCUAUAACGCUGCUGCUGACAGCCGGCUUCCCCUGACACAGUAUGGUUGGAAAGACAACGCUAACUCCACGGUCGUUCCCCAAAAUAUAUCCUCCUCAGGCUCCCGCGGGCAGACCUUGUCACCAGUGAUUGUGUAACUGCCUGGGGCGGAGUGACCUGAAUCUAAGGUCCUGAAAGUGGAACUGAAGGACAGUGAUGCCCACAAAGACCUGGGUCAGAUUUGGGGGGAGGGGGUGAUCUUUGGAGAAUAGACAAAUAUGUUGCACUUUGCUCCACAGUGAUUGUACUUUAAAGGAAAAUAAUCCCAAAUAAUUGUUCCUGCCCCACCCCACCUAGGCACCCCUGUGCUAUUUUUGUAUUUCCAAAAGCUCAUACAUGACGUCCAGUCAGAAAGUAGAGGGGCUUGUCAUCACUGCUGUUAGCGGUUUGAAACUCGUCCCGGAGGCGGAACUGCCACUCAUCCUCUAGCUCCAAGCGGACGAUGGUUUGGCGUAAAGAGCUUCUGUCUUGGCAGAUGACGCACAGGGUAGCACCUGCAGAAGAACGGCAGGAAUGCAUCUUAGGCUCAGGAUUGCAGUGAUAAGAGAACCUUACUUACAACCUCUCUUUGAUUAUGUCCCCUAAGCAAACACAUCUGAAAACCAACUUGUAGGUAAGCAGCCCAUCAGAACUGAUUAAUUUUGUUAUUUUAAAUAAGUAGUAUUAAAAAAUUUAAAAGUUAAAAAAUACGAAGUGAAAAAUCUUCCAAGCACAUCCUCCCUUUCCCUGUGGUAACCAAGGCUACCAUGUCUCUCCCAUGUCCCUCUAGAGCAGGGGUCCCCAGCCUCAGCAUACUGGGCUACGUUAGUCUCUGUUGUGGGGCUCUGUCCAUCCUUGGAGGGUGUUAGCAGCAUCCUUGGCUUCUACCCACUGUGUGCCAGCACUCCUUACUGUGCCAACCCAAAAUGUCUCAGUGAAUGCCCAAUGUCCCCUGGGGGGCCUACUGCCUCCCUGCUUCAGCCCACCAGCUGCUCCAGAUGAGUUGUAUAAGCACAUACACAAUUUCACUUGUUUUCAUAAAAAUAGCAUUCCGUACACAAUAUUAUGAAUCUUUUUUUCACUGACUUCAGAGGUCAUCAUGUCAGAAUUAUUUGUGAUGCUUAAUCUGCAGUUUCACAAGUCUAACUCUUUGUAUAGUGCAUAACUGUUGAAGCAACUUUGUAGCUUCUGUAACUCAUUAACCUGAUUUUUCAUUAAAGUCAGAUAUAUGACAAGCAUACUUCUCUUCUUGCAUUAUUCCUUUCUAAAAUUAAUAGUGGCAGACAUACUUAGUGUGGUCACAAAUCUUGCUAUUCAGCUUCAUUUAGUCUCUCAGUAUAAACAAUGACUUUUCUUUUGCCCCAGUUAAAAUCAGUGGCCCUGGUUUAAAAGCAAGGUAUUCCAUUUUCUUGCAAAAAUGUUGUUAAACUACUUUUUUAUAUUUAUCACCUCUGUAUAUGUCCAGUGGGAACCAUCAGCAUUCACAACUAAGGUACUACACAUUUAAUUUACCUUUUAGAAACUUAAAUUUCUUAAGAAGAUCAGCACCUACAAAAGAGUCACAGAGGUACAAGAGGAGUCCACUGAAAAAUACGCCUUCACAGUUGACAUUGCUGGAGUGGGGUCUGGAGCUGACAUAGCAUAUGGCCACCUGGAAGCAUCAAGCAGAAAGAGCAGGCAUGUUUCAAAAGCAAGCAAAUGCCUGCGCUUCAGCUGAAUGAGUCAGCACCUUCCUGUUUAGCUGUCUGUUUCAGGGCCAGAAGGAGAAAAAUACUUCAUUAAAAUUUUAGUGGGUUGGGUAUUAAAGCUUUGCCUUGCUUUUUUAGUGUGCCAAGUUUUGACUCGUUUACGGCUUCUCGUUUCUCUUAAUAUGAGAGAAGUAAUGAGAGAAUGAGUAGUAAGAAACAAAACAAGCCUCUCCAUCUAAGAGUCUUUAUAGAAUAAGAUAUUAAAAAAUUACAUUCCACAAAAGACAGGAAAGAGUAUGUGUUUAGAUUACCUUAUUGAUGAGAAUAUUUUUAAUCAGACUUUUGUUUAGAUAAACUUUUCAAUUGGAUAGAAGCUUACAAAAGUGCAUGAAUUUACUUCACAAAAAUUACAGGGAAGUAAAUUCAGUAGUUGGGAGACCUUGAGACAGUGGAAUGGCUCAUGUGUGGGCCCAACUGCUGGGGUUGAGAUACUGGUGCCUCUAGUAGCCGUGUGACACUGAGCAGUUUGCUUCAUUCAUUUUACCAUCUGCAGUUUCCUUGUUUGUAGAGAUGGUAGUAGUAUCUGUUUAAUAAGACUGUUCUGUGAAUUAAAAAUUGAUGUAUGCCAUUCACUAAGUAGUUGUGAGUGUUGGCUGCUAAUAGUAGUAUGGUAUUGAGAUUGUUUUGUCUGACACCUAGAACUCUGGAUCCUGAGGUGGAGGAAUUGGGAGAGCUCGGUUACACAUGCAACUUCCAUAGACAACAUAAAAGGCAUUAGUUUAUCUGAUGGUUUUUUAAGAUUACAUCUGCCUCUAAAAUCUGUCAUUCAUGGUCUAAUCCACAGUGUAGAUUAACAUAAGAAUGAGACUGUAAAAUUUCUGCACUGUUCACUUGUAAAAAUCAGUUUCCCAAAUUGGGUAUAACUGGACUGCAGCCUUAGGUUGUGCUGGCCAGUACAGGCACACCUCAUUUGCAGAUACUGUGUUUUUUUACAAAUUGAAGGUUUGUAGCAACCCUGUGCUUAGUAAUUCUAGUAUCAUUUUUCCAAUAGCAUCUGCUCACUUUGUGUGUCUGUUACAUUUCGGUAAUUCUCACAAUAUUUCAAACUUUUUCAUUAUUAUAUUUGUUAUGAUGACCUGUGAGCAGUAAUUAUGACUUGCUGUAAGCUCAGAUGAUGGUUAGCAUUUUUUGCAAUAAAGUGUUUUUUAAUGUA
Manis javanica (Malayan pangolin) is the source of this 8197-nucleotide messenger RNA. It is a transcript of the gene ESCO1, whose product is annotated as establishment of sister chromatid cohesion N-acetyltransferase 1. NCBI's taxonomy places the organism in Eukaryota, Metazoa, Chordata, Mammalia, Pholidota, Manidae. Gene Ontology annotation, molecular function: protein-lysine-acetyltransferase activity. Gene Ontology annotation, cellular component: nucleus; chromatin. Gene Ontology annotation, biological process: mitotic sister chromatid cohesion. The record is from RefSeq and is a predicted model, not a curated record.